AUGCAUGCAGCUGUUAUUUGGACAAUUAAUGACAUUCCUACAUAUGGAAACUUGUCUGGAUGGAGCAUGAAAGGUUAUUUGGCUUGUCCCACAUGUAACAAGAAUGCAUCCUCACAACGAUUGAGAGGUAAGAUAGGGUACACAGGCGCUUGUCGUUACUUGCCUGAUGACCACCCUUGGCGUAGGAGUCGACUUUAUAACGGUAAGAUUGAGUUUGUGUCAAGACCUUUGGAGUUAUUAGGGGAACAAAUCUUAGAACAAUUGGACUCAGGGACAUACAGACCAUUUGGAAAGCAUCCAACCAAUAAGAAAAGAAAAAGGGGAAAUUCGAUAUUGAAUUGGACUAAAAAAAGCAUAUUCUUUGAGUUGCCAUAUUGGAAAACAAUUAAACUCCAACACAAUCUCGAUGUUAUGCACAUAGAGAAGAAUAUAUGUGAUAGUUUGCUUGGAACAUUAUUGAGUAUAGAUGGAAAGAACAAAGACACAGAAAAAGCGCGCAUGGAUUUGGAAGAUAUGAAAAUAAGGAAGGGGUUACACCUAAAGAGGCGUGCCGAUGGAUCAUUUGAAAAGCCCCCAGCAUUGUACACUUUGUCCUCAAAUGAAAGACAUGGUUUCUGUGAGUUUUUGAAGUCAAUUAAGUAUCCUGAUGGUUAUGCGGCAAACAUCUCAAAGUGUGCAAGCACAAAAGGUGAUAAGUUAACAUGCCUAAAAAGUCAUGAUUGUCAUAUCCUUCUACAGCGACUGCUUCCCAUUGGAAUGCGUGGAUAUCUUCACAAUGAUAUAUGUGUCACAUUAUUUGAGUUGGGAAAUUUCUUUCAACAGCUUUGCUCGAAGACAUUGAAUGUGAAGGAUUUGGAAAAAUUAGAGGAUCGCAUAGUACUCAUAUUAUGCAAGCUGGAGAAAAUUUUCCCACCGGCGUUCUUUGAUGUGAUGGUCCAUUUAGCCAUUCAUUUGCCCCAUGAAGCCAUUCUUGGUGGGCCUGUGCAAUAUCGGUGGAUGUACCCCAUUGAAAGGCUACUUGGAACUCUAAAAGGGUAUGUUGCAAAUCGAGCCCGUCCAGAAGGUUCGAUCGUAGAAGCUUAUAUUGUCAAGGAGUGCCUCACAUUUUGCUCAAUGUAUCUGGGUGGGGUCGAAACUGUAUUUAAUCGAGAGGAACGAAAUGUCGAUGUUCGUGUGCAUGAGUCUGGGUUAGAGGUCUUCACACAAGAUGUUCGUCCUUUUGGGCUAAUGACAAGGGCUUCUGAUGUGUCUCCAAAAGAACGUGAAAUGGCUCAUUGGUUUGUCUUGAAUAAUAGCCUUGAGUUGGACCAUUAUCUAGAGCAACACAAAAACCUUUUAGAAAAUCAAGGUGCAUGUGACAUCACGAAGAGACAGAAAGAGGAAUUUCCCAAGUGGUUCAAAGAACAUAUGAACCAUUUACGAGCUCAAGGAUUACCAGAAGCAACUGAUGAAUUGUGGUCAUUAGCAAAUGGUCCUAGUAGCAUAGUUAAUUUGUAUUCAGCUUGCAUUUCCAAUGGUGUUCGAUUUCAUAGUAAAGAUCGUGACAAUCGUCGUAAAAGCCAAAAUAGUGGGUUGGUUGUGAAAGGGGAGCAUGAGGGACAAACAAUUGACUUUAAUGGGUACUUGAACAGAGUGUGGGAGAUGCAUUAUAUACUUGGACAUCGAGUUGUUUUAUUCCAAUGCGAAUGGUUCAACACCGGUAGCAACAGAACAUUACACACUAAUGCACAUUUCACAAGUAUUGAUGUCAAAAGUCGAUGGUAUAAAGAUGAUCCAUUUGUCUUACCAAGUCAUGUGAAGCAAGUUUUCUACGUUGAUGAUACAAAGUUAGGUGGACAUUGGAAAGUCGUAGAAAGGCUACAACAUCGAGGAAUGUGGGAUGUACCAGAACAGGAUGACGUUGAACCUGAUAAUGUAUUCCAACAAAAUGAAACAACUGAUGUUGUCCCAAUUAGCAUUGCAGACCCCGUCACAAUCUUACUUCAUAGGAAUGACAUUGAUCCUCAGAUUAUCCCAAGUGAGGUGGUUUUAGAAUCCGUUAGUCGAUCACAUGACGAUGGUGUUGAUGAUGAAGAGACAUGCGAUAACGAAGAUAAUUACUAA
Molecule: messenger RNA, 2103 nt
Organism: Camellia sinensis
Lineage: Eukaryota; Viridiplantae; Streptophyta; Magnoliopsida; Ericales; Theaceae
Source: RefSeq, a predicted model, not a curated record